This is a messenger RNA of Penicillium cosmopolitanum, 2898 nucleotides long. RefSeq lists its product as uncharacterized. The record is from RefSeq and is a predicted model, not a curated record. The coding region runs from base 1 to 2898 and encodes 965 amino acids. Lineage: Eukaryota; Fungi; Ascomycota; Eurotiomycetes; Eurotiales; Aspergillaceae. The transcript is spliced from 4 exons.
AUGGAUGUAAACGACCGGAAAACGCAGCGCCGCAGCUCGGCCGCUCCCUCGCACCCGCAGUCCCAGCCGCGAGGCACAGUAUAUCACUCUGAGACUACCCCAUCCACCCGCAGUGCCUCCUCCAAGCGUUGUCCCAGCAAUCAAUCUGAUCGUCCACAACAUCCGUCCUUGAACCGAGUGAAGGGUAGAGCCAAUAUGAAUACUCCUCCCCGGAAGAGCCCAGAGAUGUCCUGGCUCAAGGAUCAAUCUCCUGUGCGUGGGACACGAACUCCGCCUCGCCCAUGCAAAACAUCUGAGCCUGGUACUCCAACCACAUUGGUGAACCCGGCCUCUAGUCUUCUCCAAGAUCUAUUGAAGGAGCAGCGUGCCCAUCGUGGUUCUCGAGGAACCGGAUCUGAAGAAUGGAAUGAUAGCCGCCCCAGGACCCCCGAGAACCGUUCCGUCCAGGAAGACACCGCCUCUGAGAAAUCACGGAAGAUGAAGGAUACUUUUGCCGCAAGCUCACGGGAACAGCCGAAGGAGAUGGGCGUCCGAGAGAUGGAUCAGUAUGUUUCGAAAAUCACCAAGCUGAACUUCGACCUGAAGUUGGAGAUCUUCCACCGCACCCAACAGCUGGGAACUAUGGAGAAAAAAAUGGAGCGAAUGGAAGAGAUGGAAGAGGAGCUGCAACAGAUGCACAAACUCGAGGAGGAAGUGGUGGAGCUCCGUGUGGCUAAAAAGCAGAACCACAGCCUACAGGAGUCUAACGAUCGGCUUCGGGAGGAACUUCAUAAGCGAGACCAGGCUGUCGCCGAAGCCGUACAGUUCAUCUGCCAACUGGAGGCUAAGAUCGACGAGAUUGAAUCGGGCGGACGCACUUCCCAGGCCUCAUUUGGUCGUCUUGUGCUCGAUGGGCCCAAUGCAACACCGAGGAAGACAGCCCUUGAAAUUCCAGAGCGAACGUCAUCCAAGCGAGCAUCUUUGAAAUCGCCCGAACGCACUCUCAACAAAGUCCCCUCGUUCAUGCGAGGAGACAGCGAAAGCACUUCGGUCCUGCGCAGCUUAUACGUCCCAGAAGUGAAUAUGUCAUACUCAGCUAUGAGUCAAUUGACGAAAUCGGAAAGCUAUAACACUAUGAACGACAUCCUGGAGCCGGGAUCGCCCAGGCUCAGUGUACUGAGCGAGUGCAGCGAAUUGCAUCCAUUAGAUACCCCUACGAAAUGGGAUCAAGCUGACAAGCUGGAUAUUCCUGUGCGCAAGGUUUCAUCUAUGGAUUCUUUUGACAGUUUCAACCCCCGGCUCGAACGCGAGGAGAGGAUAAAUCCCCAAAUUGACGAAUGGAUGGAGCCGCAUCAAGAUAUGCAACAGACUAUAAUCAGACGGCGCAUGAAUCGAGUCGCGUCAGAUGCUUCCAAAAUCCCAACAGCCCCAUUCAGGAUUUCGUCUAACCAUCAAGGACGCGGGCGUCUGGACGAGUCGCUCUUUGUCGGUGUCAAACUUCCACCCACCCCCGAUACUAUGAGUACCGCUCAUGUGGCAGGUCGCAACGGCUCAAAUGGUAGCAUGGCGGCCGCUGCGCAGAGAAGUCCCAAGCCUGAACACGACCUUUGGCUUGCUGGUCGACCAUUGGAACGGCAUCGCUCUGCUGAUGAGCUCACAACCCGAACUCGCCGCAGCUACACUGGCAGCGACGUCACAGACAGUAUGCAAACAAACUGCAGCGAUACCCCUCGCCUGGGCUUCAUGAACGAUAAAGAAUCCCCCUCCAUGUUCCCUUUCAACACGGUUGCCUCGAAAGCCAGUGAACUACUUGGGCCUGGAAGUCCCAACAACCCUGUCGUUGAUCCAUUCGGGGGUCUUCUCCGUCAAAACAGCAAUGGUAGCCAAGAUGAAGCAGUGCCUCCGGCGAUUGCUGUGUACCAAACCCCUACCAAGACUGUUUCCAAGUCUCGGUCCAUGGAAGAUGAAGCGUCACCUCCGCUCACUCCCCAGGAGUGGAUCGCCGCUGCAAGGCACGCUCCUCGGUCUCGCAAAGAGCUAGCUCAUGGCCUUCGGGUUGAGCGAGAGGGGCGUGAUGACCUGCCACCCCGCAAAGUUAUCAGCCAGGCCGCAUUCCAUGACGAGGAUAGUGUUGACUCCUACCCAAUGGAGCAUGAUGCGCCAGGGGUCCCGACCCUCGACAUGGACACACUCAAUAUCCUUGAACAGCCCAUUGCUGAGGUCCCUGAAGACCCCGUUCCGCAGCAGAAAUCCGAGCCUGAACAGCGCCGGCGCUUCAGCUUCCGGCCCCCAUUCCUGAAUCGUGCAAACCUCCCUCGCCGUCUCCAGCCCUCGCAGACUGUACCUGACCUGAUGGACGACGAUGAGGAGGACGGCGCGCCGUCGCCAAUUAUCCCGAAGACUCGUAAUGUGGGCGGCGCAGGUCGUCGUCCUAUGUCACAGAUAAUCGCCAACUCAACGGACUACUACUCAUCCAGCGUCCCUGCUCCAAACGAGAGAUUCGGAAACGAGAACUUCACAGUCAAAUCCUUUCACCAAUCUCUAAUGGAGAGUCGCGACGAAAACCUUCCCCCUAUCCAGAAUGGAUCUGCCACCAUUUCUGGACGUCCCACAACAUCCCACAGCGCAGAUCACAAACGUCGCAGCUCACUUGGAAUCUUUGGGUGGAUGAAAGGGAUGAGUGCUAAACGCCCAGAACCCGCAACCCCUGCUGAUGCAGAGGAUUUUCCCGAAUCUGUGAAAGACCCGCGUCCAGUUUCGCGUCUUACACAUGAGACCAGUCGGUUGACGUUGGGGCGACCUUCCACUCCAGAUUCAAUGGACGCUCCUCAUGUUCGUCCGCGCUCGGAAAUGACAAUGUACUCCGACGACCAGGCCCGUCGCCCACGUUAUAUGGGUCGUCGCGCUCGUUGGGGGUAA